Xenopus tropicalis (tropical clawed frog) is the source of this 1134-nucleotide messenger RNA. It is a transcript of the gene or5ar48, whose product is annotated as olfactory receptor family 5 subfamily AR member 48. Gene Ontology annotation, molecular function: olfactory receptor activity; G protein-coupled receptor activity. The transcript has 5 exons. Gene Ontology annotation, cellular component: plasma membrane; membrane. The record is from RefSeq and is a predicted model, not a curated record. Bases 1 to 1134 code for a protein of 377 amino acids. Gene Ontology annotation, biological process: detection of chemical stimulus involved in sensory perception of smell; signal transduction; G protein-coupled receptor signaling pathway. Lineage: Eukaryota; Metazoa; Chordata; Amphibia; Anura; Pipidae.
AUGGAAAACCAGACAAUAGUGUAUGUGUUGGUUCUCGCUGGUCUGUCUGAUCUUCCGAGUCUUCAGCUUCCUCUGUUCCUGGUGUUUCUCCUCAUCUAUCUUAUAACUCUGACUGGGAACCUUCUCAUCCUUCUCCUGAUCUUCACUGAUUCCCAUCUUCACACCCCCAUGUACUUCUUCCUUGCAACCCUGGCAUGUCUGGAUAUGGGCUACUCCUCAACCACUGUCCCAAGAAUGCUCUUUGAUUUACUCAGUGAUAUAAGGGUCAUUUCUGUACCAGCUUGUAUAACUCAGUUCUACUUUUUCCUCUUUUUUGAUGUAUCAGAGAUGUUUGUGCUGUCGGUUAUGUCCUAUGACAGAUACAUUGCUAUCUGCCGCCCUCUUCACUAUAUGCAGAUAAUGACCUGGAAAGUUUGCUUUCAGUGUGUAUUAGGCCUGUUGAUUUUUUGUGCAGUAUAUUCCUUGAUGCACACACUUUUUUUAACUAAAUUGACAUUUUGCAGUUCUGUUGUUUUGCAAAGUUUCUUUUGUGACCUGCCCCAGUUGCUCGAAGCCUCCUGUAGUGACACAUUCAUUAAUGUAUUGCUUAUAUUUCUUUGUGGAAUACUGUUCGGUGUUGAACAUCGUAAUCAUGUUUGUGAGGUCCUAAAGAGACUAAGAGAGAAUAAUUUGUAUGCGAAACUAGAGAAAUGUACCUUUGAAGUCUCUUCUAUCCAGUUUUUGGGGUUCAUUAUUACCAGCAAGGGUCUAGAAAUGGAUCCAGCUUCUCUAACCCAGAAAAGAGCUGCUGACAAAUCCCGUAGGGAGGCUCCCCAGUACAAGGUUGCCCUGGCUUUCAUAGAGCCCGUCACCAUGCACCAUUGCAGAGGUAUGUUUCCAACCUUGAAAAACAAAAGCCCCAAGCAGGAGCCAAAACGUUGGUGGGCAUAUCAGGAAGGCAUAUCGGAGGAGAUCUACUGCUUGGCAACCUCGCCAAACGAGCAUAUCUUACAGUGUAUUACAGUUUACUUGCAACUGGUGACUCCACCCUGGCUGGAGUUCAGUCCCCUUCUCAAACAACAGAGGAGGACCUCUGCCUUCCCCAUCACAGAAUCCACAUCUUUGGUCUUCAGGAUCAGUCAGUCUCACUCCUAA